GGGGCUGGGCUGCGGCUGUCUCUGGGAAGGGUCUCGGGUAGCUAAGCAGAGAGGGCUGCGGGAAGGAGUGACGUCAGGGUGAGUGGGAGCCCAGGAAGGGGUGUGUGGGAGAUCCGGGAACCAGAGAGGACGGAUCCGACCCGGUCGAGGGAGAAGACAGGACAAGGAGAGAGGGAAGAGGAAGGAGAAAGGAGGGCCAGGUGGAGAAGGGACCCCUGCUGUCAGGGGGAGCUGGAAGAAAGAGACCCAAAGACCGGGCAGAGAGGGAAAGGGAGGCAGGAGCGGAGUGGAGGGAGGAGAGACGAGGGGACAGUGGGAGACUGAAGGUGGAGAGGGAGAGGAGACUGCGAGAAGGAGAAGGAAGAGAGAGAACUAGAGCGAUCUGAGAGUGGAGACAGUCAAAACAGAGAAGGAAAAGGAAGAGGAGAGAGGGCUGGGGGAAGGGGAAAAGGUCUGCUGGGGAGCCUGCAGGAGAAGAGGGAACAGGAGUGGGCAUGUGGAAGGGAGGGAGCCAGGAAGCAGCCAUGGAGGGGACAGGUGGAGACCUGGGGGGGCCCGGGAGCUGGGGUCUGGAAGACGCAGGAGGCCUCCUGGCCAGGGCCUCUCUACCCAUCAUGUUGCCAUGGCCGCUGCCCCUAGGCUCCUCAGCGCUCACUGUGCUCCUCGGAGCUCUCACUUCUCUGUUCCUUUGGUACUGCUACCGCCUGGGCUCCCAGGACCUGCAGGCCCUGGGGUCUGGGAGCCGACCUGGGGGUGUUGGCGGGAUGCCUGAUGUGUGCUCCCAGGCCGGCCCGAGGGGCUCUGGGGAUCCUGGAGAAGGACCCAGGGCAGAAGGUCUAGUGAGCCGGCGGCUUCGGGCCUACGCCAGGCGCUACUCCUGGGCUGGGAUGGGCAGAGUGAGGCGGGCAGCUCAGGGAGGCUCCGGCCCCGCAGGAGGGACAGGGGUCCUAGGCAUUCAGCGCCCAGGCCUACUUUUCCUGCCAGACCUGCCUUCGUCCCCCUUUGUGCCACGUGACGCCCAGAGGCAUGACGUGGAGCUCCUACAGAGCAGCUUCCCGGCCAUUUUGCGGGACUUUGGGGCUGUAAGCUGGGAUUUCUCAGGGACGACUCCUCUGCCUCGGGGCUGGUCCCCACCCCUGGCCCCUGGGUGCUACCAGCUCCUGCUAUACCAAGCGGGCAAGUGCCAACCCAGCAACUGCCGGCGGUGCCCGGGAGCCUAUCGCGCUCUGAGGGGCCUGCGCAGCUUCAUGAGUGCCAACACCUUCGGCAAUGCUGGCUUUUCUGUUCUCCUGCCUGGGGCCCGGCUGGAAGGCCGCUGUGGACCCACCAAUGCUCGGGUUAGAUGCCAUCUGGGCCUGAAGAUCCCCCCUGGCUGCGAGCUGGUGGUUGGUGGUGAGCCCCAGUGCUGGGCUGAAGGGCACUGCCUCCUGGUGGACGACUCCUUCCUGCACACGGUGGCUCAUAACGGAUCCCCUGAAGAUGGACCUCGAGUGGUCUUCAUUGUGGACCUCUGGCACCCCAAUGUGGCCGGGGCCGAACGCCAAGCUCUUGACUUUGUCUUCGCACCCGACCCCUGAAAGAAGUUGUCCCCUUCCAGCUCCAGGCUGGAGUGACACUGCACUCCAGGACAGUUUGAGUGAAGGUCAGGACCUCCUCUCCAACGGGAGGGGCAGGAGGGUGUGGCUCGCUCAGCCAGCACUGAAAUACAACUUCUGAACCCUCUCCUAACCCCUGACUCCUUCCUUCCCAGUCCCAGUCCCAGUCCCAGUCCCAGGCUAGGGCUUGGGGCAGGGGCUCAUGUUUCUC
This is a messenger RNA of Psammomys obesus (fat sand rat), 1806 nucleotides long. It is a transcript of the gene Asphd1, whose product is annotated as aspartate beta-hydroxylase domain containing 1. The transcript is spliced from 3 exons. NCBI's taxonomy places the organism in Eukaryota, Metazoa, Chordata, Mammalia, Rodentia, Muridae. The record is from RefSeq and is a predicted model, not a curated record. The coding region runs from base 495 to 1577 and encodes 360 amino acids.